Saccostrea echinata is the source of this 3639-nucleotide messenger RNA. RefSeq names its product transient receptor potential cation channel subfamily A member 1-like. Bases 1 to 3639 code for a protein of 1212 amino acids. The transcript has 29 exons. NCBI's taxonomy places the organism in Eukaryota, Metazoa, Mollusca, Bivalvia, Ostreida, Ostreidae. Gene Ontology annotation, biological process: transmembrane transport; monoatomic ion transport. Gene Ontology annotation, molecular function: monoatomic ion channel activity; protein binding. The record is from RefSeq and is a predicted model, not a curated record. Gene Ontology annotation, cellular component: membrane.
AUGGAGAUGUCUGAUGUUGAACCAGAAGGGAUACCUGUAGUCGGAAUAACGGUAAAGGACGAGUCAGCAGGAGGGGGAGACACAUCUAUCAGAAAUAACCAAGAGUCACCUGUCGUCAGAAUUACGGUAAAAGACGAGUCAGCAGGAGGGGGAGACACAUCUAUCAGAAAUAACCAAGAGUCACCUGUCGUCAGAAUUACGGUAAAAGACGAGUCAGCAGGAGGGGGAGACACAUCUAUCAGAAAUAACCAGGAGUCACCGAUCUCCUCCCCCAGAACAAACGGAUAUGUUCAUGUAGAGGGUCCACAGAUGGAUUCCCCAUCUAAGAGCCGACUACGCCAGGUGGUGGGGGCCUCCACUAUCUACCCCGCCUACAAAAGAGGGGAGAGUGUGACGGGGGAAAUGUUGACAGAUAUGUCUGUGUGGCAGGCUAUACGAGAUAAUAGUACUAAGGCUCUGGACUGGUUACUGACGACAAAACCGGAAGUGAAGGGAGAAAAGGAUUUUCACGGGAACACUCUUCUCCUGAUCGCUGCUAAGUACAACCUCAUCGAGUCUGCGCGUGUGUUGAUAUCCCAUGGAGUCGAUAUAAACGAAAAAAAUCGGGACAGUGGAAUCUCUCCCCUUCAUGAAGCAGCCAAGUAUAAUUCUUUGGAUGUUGGUCGUCUAUUAAUAGAAUCAGGUUGUGACGUCAUGAUCCGUGACAACGAGGAAAAGACUCCAUUACAUCAUUCCGCAAGAAGAGGUCGCAAUAAAAUGUUGGAGCUUCUUUUAAGUACUGGAAUGACAGAUAUAAAUGCCAUGGACGAAGACAAAAUGACUCCAUUACACGAGGCUAUCAUUCAGAAACACGAGACCACAGCUACCCUGCUGAUGAACAGCGGGGCUGACGUCACGGCGACAGUUAUAAAUGGUCUGACGCCCUACAUGUUUGCAUCUGCUGUAGAAUUAAUAGACAUUAUGAACCAAAUUUGGAAAAUAGUACUGAAAAAAAGUGGUAGAACCAGCGCUCAGUCAAUGGUAAACCAAAAAGAUCUCUGGGGCGGUACGGCUUUACAUAUUGCUGUGGACAACACGACUCUAAAGUCUGUACAAGAAAUCAUCACGCACCAUGGAGAACUCAAUCCGACAAAUGAGACCGGACAAACCCCUCUUCAUUUAGCCGCUAUCAAUGGUAGCCUGGAGAUAACAGAGACGUUGCUGACCCACGGGGCGGCGGUUGGGGCCCGGGAUAAAGAUUCUUUUACCCCAAUUCAUAGAGCCUGUUUGUAUAACCGUUACCAGGUAGUCUCUGCAAUAAUGAACAAGGGUGGAGACAUUAACCAAAAAACCAAAGAAUCCCUGACGCCACUGAUCCUUGCCUGCUGGAAAGGUCACCUUGAGACGGUAGAGUUCCUACUGACCAAUGGUGCUCAGAUAACAGUAGUAGACAAUCUGAUGAAGAAUGCGCUCCACUGGACAGUAGAAAAUGCCCAUUUACAGGUCCUGUUGUACCUUUUAAAGAAAUGCGACUGUGCUAUGAUAGAGGCCCUGGAUUUUGCAGAGCAGACAAUCACACACUACGCAGCCAAGCUUGGAAAUAUAGCGAUUUUACAAGCCUUGAUACAUAAUAAAUGUAAGCUGGACGUUCGUGACAUGGACGGUAAAACUCCCAUCCAUAUCGCAGCGGAAAACGAUAAUGAGGCUGCAGUGGAGGCGCUGUACACAGCCAGCUGCUCUGAACUGAACGAUGGCGACUCAGACGGACAGACACCUCUCAUGUUGGCUGUUAAAGAAGGACAAUACAGCACAGUUAAACUUCUGUUAACAUUAGGGGCUGAUAUUUCACACAGAGAUGAGAACCUAUGCACUGUAUUAGGUACUGCUGCCCGUGAAGGUCACGUGAAGAUAAUGAAAACUCUGUUGGACCAUUAUGCUGAUAUAAACGCUGCAGAUAAAGCCAAGAAUACUCCAUUACACAUAGCUUCUAGCAAAGGCCAUUUUGAAUGUGUUCAGCUUCUACUGGACAGAAAGUCAGACGUAUUAUCCCAGAAUAGUAACGGGAAAUCACCGCUCGAUUUAGCCUUAGAAAAUAGACACUCCGAAGUCGCUGUUGUAUUCAUGAAAUCAAAACGAUGGGUUGACAUCGUUGGUCUCCGAGAUUCUCGCGGUAAAACACCUGUAGACGCCAUGAUUCAGAAGUGUCCGGAAGCUUUUUCGAUUGUUAUGGAGAAUUGCAUACAAUCCACUGGAGAUUUCCCGGAUAGCAUAGACUUUACACAAAAACUCGACUUCCGGUUUAUUGACCCAGGACCGGAAGACAUCAUGUGUAAAAAGCGAAGAUAUUAUGCGUACGAGACCAUGGUGAAACAUGGCCGAGAGGAGUUACUGACACAUCCUUUAGUUCAACAGUGCCUAUUGUUAAAAUGGAAGAAGUUUGGUCGCCCGGUGUACUACCUGAACGUCCUCUUGUUCAUAGUCUACCUCACGCUGAUUAAUGUCUACUGUAUAACGAUGCCAAAGAUUACCACAAACCUCCUGGACAAUGUCCGGCGAUGUCCGAUUAUUCUAAACUCUUCCAUGUUACAGAACCAGACGGUGGUCAACCAUUAUAUUCAGAAUGGCCAGCUUUCCAACAUCUACAUAGAAGACGAAAACCUUACAAUCUUGUUGUCGAUGCUGUUCGCCAUUAUGAUCUUUUUUUAUAUUAGAGAGGGCAUCAGUAUGUACGCAAGGCGAUUGCAAUACUUCCUGAUACCGUUUAACUACGCGACGUGGAUAAUGUUGAUAGGGACUACGGCGUCCUUGAACCCUGUAAACUACAUCCCGUGUGAAAGUCAGUGGAGGGCAGCCUGGAUUGCUACACUGUCUGCCUGGGUCUGCUUAAUUUCCAUCCUCAGGGCACUUGACGUGGUCGGGAUAUAUUUCGUCAUGCUAGAACAAGUGUUCCAAUCUUUACUCAAGGUGUGCGUGGUCUUGGUCCUAUUUUUGUUGGCCUUCUCUCAGGCUUUUUUUAUCACCAUGGCACAAACGCCGGGUUUCAAGAAAGACCAGCCCUACCCCCUGACUGUUCUCUCCAUGACCCUAGGGGAGAUAAACUAUAUUGACAACUUUAUGAGCGGUACAGAUGCAACCUUCUAUGUGGACAACCUCAUUCUUUUUCUGCUCUUUGCUCUUAUUAUGCCAAUAUCACUGAUGAACUUGUUGAUUGGUAUAGCUGUGGGGGAUAUAGAAAGUGUUCAGAAGAAGGCUUACAUAACCAGACUCUCAAUACAGAUUGACUUCUUGUGCAAUACCGAAGUCACUUUUCCCAGAUAUUUUCAAAAGAAGUUUUAUAAAAGGAGCCACACAGUUAUACCAAAUAAAAAUAUGAACUCGAGAUUUAAUCAGUUUUAUAAAUUUCUCUUUGGGGAACCGCAUAACAGCCAUACUUUUAUACGUGAAGAGAAACCAGACUAUAUUAAAGAGAGUGUACAAAAACUGCAGGAGGAUGUCCGAAAAACAAAGCAACAACUGGCGCAAGCGACAUCGAUGCAGAAGCAGUCUCUGGAUUUACUAAAGCAGAUGUGUGACCAGCUUAAUGUCCAUUAUAAACUGGACAAUAUCUCACUAGUGGAAUCUCACAAGACAGACAUACACAGCAGACUCGACUUCCAUUAG